Molecule: messenger RNA, 1164 nt
Organism: Drosophila mauritiana
Lineage: Eukaryota; Metazoa; Arthropoda; Insecta; Diptera; Drosophilidae
Product: transmembrane protein 53
Exons: 3
Coding region: 1-1032 (343 amino acids)
Source: RefSeq, a predicted model, not a curated record
AUGUCGAUAUCGCCUUCGCACCCGUGCGGGUUAAACCCUGACGGCACAGCCACCCAGUAUAAAGAAUCGAAGGCCGCCAUACAAACUUCUGGUCUCCAGUCAUCACCUAGGUCCUUCCUACCGGAGCGAGAGGAUACGUUAGAGUACUUCAUAAAGUUUCCGAAGCCUUCGUCUAAAAAUGAGUUUGUACAAGCUAAGGACCCUGACGGCGAGGACAGCCACGUGCCCAUUGUCAUGCUGUUGGGGUGGGCGGGCUGCCAGGAUCGAUACCUCAUGAAAUACUCAAAAAUUUACGAGGAGCGGGGCCUAAUUACUGUGCGAUACACGGCUCCGGUAGACAGUCUAUUUUGGAAGCGAUCCGAAAUGAUUCCUAUUGGCGAGAAAAUUCUUAAACUAAUCCAGGACAUGAAUUUUGACGCCCAUCCACUAAUAUUUCACAUAUUUUCCAAUGGCGGGGCCUACUUGUACCAACAUAUUAAUUUAGCUGUGAUCAAGCACAAGUCUCCGCUGCAAGUUCGCGGCGUGAUUUUUGACUCCGCUCCUGGGGAGCGUAGGAUAAUGAGCCUGUAUCGCGCCAUUACAGCCAUCUAUGGUAGGGAAAAGCGCUGUAACUGCUUGGCCGCACUGGUUAUAACCAUCACACUCAGUAUUAUGUGGUUUGUGGAGGAAUCAAUUUCUGCCUUGAAAAGCCUAUUCGUGCCGUCUUCGCCAGUACGCCCCAGUCCAUUUUGCGACCUUAAAAACGAAGCCAAUAGAUACCCACAGCUUUUUCUGUAUUCGAAAGGUGACAUAGUGAUUCCCUAUCGGGAUGUGGAAAAAUUUAUUCGUCUCAGACGCGAUCAGGGUAUUCAGGUAUCGUCAGUAUGCUUCGAGGAUGCCGAGCACGUUAAGAUUUACACCAAAUAUCCCAAGCAGUACGUCCAGUGUGUGUGUAAUUUUAUUAGGAACUGCAUGGCAAUUCCUCCUAUCAAGGUGGCUGUUAAUUCUGAGCCAUCCGAAAAUGUGUGUGGGGUUAACCUAAAAUACGAUUAGUUGGCACAGGAAAAAGAAACACAACUAGUUGUUCGAAUGAAAAACUUUAAACUCAACGUAAUUAUUUCAAAUUUAAAGCGCUUUAUGUAGAAUUAAAUUUAAAAGUAACUAAAAUAAAAACAUUUUCAAUUA